Cynara cardunculus var. scolymus (artichoke) is the source of this 879-nucleotide messenger RNA. RefSeq names its product zinc finger BED domain-containing protein RICESLEEPER 3-like. The record is from RefSeq and is a predicted model, not a curated record. NCBI's taxonomy places the organism in Eukaryota, Viridiplantae, Streptophyta, Magnoliopsida, Asterales, Asteraceae. The transcript is spliced from 2 exons. The coding region runs from base 1 to 879 and encodes 292 amino acids.
AUGUCUAGUGGACCACAAGUAUCUUCCACUGCUGUUGGUGUUUCAAACGAAGACUUGCAUGUAAUUGUUGAUGAAGGAGGAUCAAAUGAAUUGGAGAACGUGUCAAUGGAGGUUAAUGAAGAUCCUUGUGAAACCCCCCUUAACACCACAAAUAAAGAAGAUGAGAAUGAUAAUAAUCCUUUUCAUAACUCUAAAAGACCAAGAAGAUCAAAAGUAUGUGAUGAAUUUUUUGAUCCUGAAAUGAUAAAAAAUCAAUGGAAAGUAAGGUGCAAGUAUUGUAAAACUCCUCUUUCUGUUUUGAAAUCUAAGAGCACUACCCAUAUGCACCGACAUUUAGAAUCUUGUGUUAUGAAAGCAAAACACAUGAGACAACAAAAGUUGAUUAAUUUUUUGCCAUCUGAUUCAAGCACUGGUACAAAUCAAUCUGGAUUUGUUAGUGCUUUACAUAAUGGUAAACUUGAUAUGUUAAAGAUGCGAGAGGGGAUAGCCCAUUGGAUCACUAUGCAUGAGCAUUCUUUCAGUAUUGUUGAGGAGGAAGGAUUUAAUUUGAUGAUGAAAAGGGGAAUACCUGAAUGGAACCGUGUAUCCCGAGUUACUAUUAAAGCAGACGCUUUCAAAGUUUAUGAGUUGGAGAAGAAAAAGCUAAAAGAUUUGUUCAAGAAAGUAGAACGAGUAAGUUUGACUACAGAUUUGUGGAAGUCAAAGCCACAAAAAAUUGAAUAUAUGGUGAUUACCGCUCAUUUUGUGGAUCUUGAAUGGAAGCUUCAAAAGAGGGUGAUUAAUUUUGUUCAUUUGCCUCCUCCACGUAAAGGUGCAAAUAUAGCUGAUUGCAUCUUAACAUGCCUAAGGGAGUGGGAAAUUGAGGACAAAGUCUCAUGA